Molecule: messenger RNA, 1004 nt
Organism: Phaethon lepturus (White-tailed tropicbird)
Lineage: Eukaryota; Metazoa; Chordata; Aves; Phaethontiformes; Phaethontidae
Product: transcription factor SOX-6-like
Exons: 7
Biological process (GO): cell fate commitment; central nervous system development; regulation of transcription by RNA polymerase II
Cellular component (GO): nucleus
Molecular function (GO): DNA-binding transcription factor activity, RNA polymerase II-specific; RNA polymerase II cis-regulatory region sequence-specific DNA binding
Source: RefSeq, a predicted model, not a curated record
UUUUCUUGUUUUGUAGAAGAAUGUCUUCCAAGCAGGCUACCUCUCCAUUUGCAUGUGCAGCUGAUGGAGAGGAAACAAUGACCCAGGAUCUAGCAUCACGAGACAAGGAAGAGGGCAACAGUGAUCAACAUGUGACCUCUCAUCUGCCUCUACAUAACGUAAUGCACAACAAACCUCACUCUGAGGAGCUACCAACUCUGGUCACAACCAUCCAACAAGAUCCUGAGUGGGAUGGAGUCAUCUCAGCCCAACACAGAAUGGACUCAGAGAGUAAUAAGUUAUGUUCCCUAUAUUCCUUCCGAAAUACCUCUACCUCACCAAACAAGCCCGAUGAAGGAGGUCGUGACCGCAGUGAGCUAAUGACCAGUGUUAAUUUUGGAACACCAGAACGCCGCAAAGGAAGCCUUGCAGAUGUGGUGGACACAUUGAAGCAGAAGAAACUAGAAGAAAUGACCAGGACUGAGCAAGAGGAUUCGUCCUGCAUGGAAAAGCUACUUUCUAAAGACUGGAAGGAGAAGAUGGAAAAAUUAAACACAAGUGAUCUACUUGGAGAAAUUAAAGGUACACCAGAAAGCCUGGCAGAAAAAGAGCGACAGCUCUCUACUAUGAUCACCCAGCUGAUCAGCUUACGGGAGCAGCUCCUGGCUGCCCAUGAUGAACAGAAAAAGCUGGCAGCCUCACAAAUUGAAAAACAACGGCAGCAAAUGGACCUUGCUCGCCAACAGCAAGAACAGAUUGCAAGACAACAGCAGCAACUUCUGCAACAGCAGCACAAAAUCAAUCUACUGCAGCAGCAAAUUCAGGUUCAGGGUCACAUGCCUCCGCUCAUGAUCCCAAUUUUUCCACACGACCAGCGGACGCUGGCAGCGGCUGCUGCAGCCCAGCAGGGAUUCCUCUUCCCCCCAGGAAUAACUUACAAGCCAGGUGAUAACUACCCUGUGCAGUUCAUUCCAUCAACAAUGGCAGCUGCUGCUGCUUCUGGACUCAGCCCUUUACAGCUCCAG